AUGCAAGCAACACCAACAAUGGAUAAGGAAACAGCUCUCGCAGCGAUACAAAAGUCCAACUAUGCUGUCUUUUCCAACAUUUCUGAUGAAUUGAAGGAAGAUGCCGAUAUUGUUAGAAUGGCCCUCAAUGUGAUGGGAAGUUACAUCUUUAAUAAGAUUCCUUCCGUUGUGUUUGAGAGGGAUCGUGAUUUGGCCUUACUUGCACUCUCCAAGCAUUGUCCGGAAGAAAAAUUGAUCACCUUACGAAAGAAUGAUAAGGAAUUUGUUUUGGCUGUUUGUAAGAAGAGAAUUUCCAUGCUUCGUUUGGUAGCAAAGGAACUUUGGGAAGAUAAGGAAUUUAUAGAAGGAAUAAUUCCACUUCGUCCAAGUCUUGAACAUUUUCCACUUGAAUUGAGGGAUGAUAAGGAAAUUGUAAAGAGAAUUCUCUCUUCUGAUGGAUCACAAUUUCAAUUUAUUUCAGAAAGAUUGAAAAUGGAUGAUGAAUUAUUAAUGUUAGCAGCUGCUUCAGAUAUCUAUUUAUUUGCCCACACAGCUCCAAGAAUUUUAUCGAAGGAAUUAUGUUUAGAGAUCAUUCAUACUCAAAAGAGUAGUGGCUACUCUUUUCCAGAAUAUUUGAAAAUGGAUAGAGAUAUUGUGAAAGCUCAUUUGACUUACUAUUCUGGAUAUAAUGUGUUUAAUCUUGUCGAUAAGAGUUUCACAGCUGAUGAAGAAAUUGUAACCCAAGUUUUGUGUAGAGACUGUGAAAAGUAUCAAUUUAUCGAUGAUUCCUUAAAGAAUAAUGUGGACUUUAUUGGUAAGAUGUUGGAGCUUGUGCCAUCUUUGUUCAGGUUAUUACCUGUCGAACAAAGAAAGGAAAAAGAAAUUGCAUUGGCAGCAAUGAAGGACGGUAAUAACUUGUCAUUGUUAAGUGAAGAGUUGAGAGAUGAUAAGCAAGUAGUAAUGAAAGCUGUGUCCCAUACUGGUAAAUCAAUUAGAUAUGCUUCAAAGUUAUUGAGACACGACGAACAAGUUAUUGAGGCAGCUCUAUUGAAUGAUCAAGAAGCAUUCGUGGUUCUCUCAAAAUUGGGCGCAGAAAGUAAAUUGGUUGGUACUUAUAGAUUAGCAUUGGAUGUUGGUGAGCAUUCAAAAUACAAUCAUGAUACAGAAUUGUACGAUUUGGUUUUGAGAGAAAAUAAUUCUUUCAAAUAUUUGAAAUGUGAUAUAAGUGAAGAUUAUGAUGCUGGUUAUCCAAGAGUUUCAUACAAGAAGAGCUCUGGAAAUUGGAGAAUUGAUAAAUAUCAAGAAGUAGAAGCAUUGUUUUUGGACGAUCUUCCAUUCAUGUCCUUAACAUUAUUGAAUGAGUGCACUAAAAUCAGUGAAUGUGAAGAAUUAACUGAAGAAGAUUAUGGAACUUACUUUUCUAAAAAGGUUCAAAGAGACAGCUUUAAAUUUUCUGGUGGUGUUUGGUCUGAAAGAUUGUAA
Messenger RNA from Naegleria gruberi, 1461 nucleotides. RefSeq lists its product as uncharacterized. The record is from RefSeq and is a predicted model, not a curated record. Bases 1 to 1461 code for a protein of 486 amino acids. Lineage: Eukaryota; Heterolobosea; Eutetramitea; Acrasida; Naegleriidae. The transcript has a single exon.